AUGUCUUUCUCAUUAGAUGAUGCAGCAGAUAAACUAAUUGAAGAUACGUUCGACCAACAUGUUGAUAAUUUUAUCGACCAACAAGUUGAUAAUUUCAUCGACCAACAAAUUAACAAGCCGAAGAGACGAGCUUAUAUCGAAAGACAUAGGGAGCAAGGCCACCAAGACCUUUGGAAAGACUAUUUCAGUGAAAAUCCUACAUACCCACCAGAAAUAUUUAGGCGGCGUUUUCGAAUGACCAAGCCAUUGUUCCUUUCCAUUGUCGAUCGCCUGAGUAAUGAAGUUCCAUACUUUCGUCAAAGACCAAAUGCUCACGGAAGGUACGGCCUAUCUGCACUUCAAAAGUGUAAUGCGGCUAUACGUAUGCUAGCAUAUGGUCAAUCGGGAGAUACGUAUGACGAAAAUCUCCGACUUGGUGAGAGUACCGCACUUUUAUGUUUGGAGAAGUUCAACGAAGCGAUAAUACAAUUGUUUGGAGAUGAGUAUCUACGAAAACCUACACCAGCUGAUCUUCAACGAUUACUCGAUAUCAGAGAGGUACACGGAUUUCCGGGAAUGAUAGGCAGCAUCGACUGUAUGCAUUGGGAGUGGAAAACUGCCUAA
This is a messenger RNA of Raphanus sativus (radish), 603 nucleotides long. RefSeq lists its product as uncharacterized. The coding region runs from base 1 to 603 and encodes 200 amino acids. The record is from RefSeq and is a predicted model, not a curated record. NCBI's taxonomy places the organism in Eukaryota, Viridiplantae, Streptophyta, Magnoliopsida, Brassicales, Brassicaceae. The transcript has a single exon.